Triplophysa dalaica is the source of this 3423-nucleotide messenger RNA. It is a transcript of the gene dll4, whose product is annotated as delta-like 4 (Drosophila). Gene Ontology annotation, biological process: establishment or maintenance of epithelial cell apical/basal polarity; multicellular organism development; cell communication. Gene Ontology annotation, molecular function: calcium ion binding. Gene Ontology annotation, cellular component: plasma membrane; protein-containing complex. The record is from RefSeq and is a predicted model, not a curated record. Lineage: Eukaryota; Metazoa; Chordata; Actinopteri; Cypriniformes; Nemacheilidae. The transcript has 11 exons. The coding region runs from base 416 to 2470 and encodes 684 amino acids.
GCCAGUAUAAAUACUGCGGGGCGCAAGAAACAAGUCUUCAUUCACGAUUUACAAGAGAAGCGCAAGGAUACCCAACAGCACAAUGCUGACGCACAAAGUUUAGAACCAAAACAAGACAUUACCACUGACACUAAACACAUCGAUGUGCUCACUGUGGAAUACUAAACAUGCUCCGUGGAUUUCUUGAGACGAACAGGAAUAGGACUGGAUACUGAUUUGUUCAGUUUAACCAUCACCUUUUGGAUAACCUGGAAAUUUGACGUGCUCCUGCACAUUGAAGUGGCUUGCAGCUGGGACGCAUAGCGGGAUAUACCUUUUUACUAUUCGGCAUUUGUUUCAUUGCAACCUUUUUGGAAUAGGCUCUUUCGUGGAAUAUAAUUGUGGGUGACGCGGCUGCCCAGGAGAAUCGAAAAGCAUGGCAGCUUGGCUCACCUUUCUCAUCGCAAUUUUCACGACAAUUUUGACGCAGAUAUUGGGAUCUGGUGUUUUCGAACUCGACCUUCACGAAUUCAAAAAUUUCAAAAGCUUGCUAGCGAAUGGCAAUUCGUGCAAGCCUGACUGUAGGACUUUCUUCAAAGUUUGCCUAAAAAACUACCAGGUGGUCGUGUCUCCAGGUGAAUGUAUCUUUGGAAGUGCCAUAACGCCAGUGCUGGGGACAAACUCAUUUAGUAUAAUGGGAAGUGGCUCUUUCAACACACCGAUUCGACUGCCGUUCAACUUUGGGUGGCCGGGAUCAUUUUCUUUGAUUAUUGAGGCCUGGUACUCACCUUACGCUGAUCCACCUGUAGACACAAGCAAAUCCGACUCGCAGAUAAGCUUUUUUGCCAUCCAGAGAAAGCUGGAAGUAGGGGCUGAGUGGUCUCAGGAUGUUCAAAGCCGGACGCAGACCGAGCUAAGGUAUUCUUACCGGUUCAUCUGCAAUGAAAACUACUACGGCGACAGUUGUUCCAAAAAAUGCACGCCCAGGGACGACCGUUUUGGCCACUACACCUGCAACCCAGACGGGCAGUUAUCCUGUCUCCAUGGCUGGAAGGGAGAGUACUGCGAAGAACCAAUCUGCCUGGAAGGGUGCAGUGAGGCAAAUGGCAAUUGCUCGAAUCCUGGAGAGUGUGUGUGCAGAGAAGGUUGGCAGGGAAAAUUUUGCACAGAGUGCAGAAAACACCCAGCCUGUAAACAUGGCACGUGCCAGCAGCCAUGGCAGUGCAACUGCAAAGAGGGCUGGGGUGGACUGUUCUGUGACCAAGAUUUGAAUUUUUGCACUCACCACAAGCCAUGCGUCAACGGAGCCACAUGUAUGAACACCGGUCAAGGCAGUUACACCUGUACCUGUCGGCCAGGAUACACCGGGGUCAACUGCGAGCUUGAGGUGCGAGAGUGUGACAGCAGUCCAUGCAAGAGCGGAGGUCUUUGCACAGAUCUUGAUAAAGGUUACAUCUGCACAUGUCUUCCUGGUUUCGAGGGAACUUACUGUGAACACAGCCUACUCACCUGUGCAGACUCGCCCUGCUUUCACGAAGCCAGGUGCCACGAGAAGGACAAUGGGCGCAGCUACGUGUGUGACUGCCCUAGAGGCUACACUGGUCUUAACUGCGAAAGAAGAGUGGACAAAUGCACAACUCUGCCAUGCGCCAAUGGUGGCUUGUGUGUGGUCAAGGGUGGCGUUCGCAUGUGCAGCUGUCGAGCAGGCUUUACCGGCCAGCGCUGCGAGAUCAACAUCAACGACUGCGCAACCAACCCCUGCGGCAACGGCGGAACGUGCUACGAUCGCAUCAACGACUACGUCUGCUCCUGUGCUCCGGGAUACGAAGGCCGCAAUUGCGACCGGCCCUCAAACGCCUGCUCGUCCAGACCCUGCCUCAACGGGGGCUCCUGCGUUGGCAUCCCGGGAAAUCCACCUGCCUGCUUCUGCGCCAGCGGCUUCACUGGACCCCACUGCGAAUACUACGCGGUCACGGCUCCCGUUACGAAAGGAGUAACGCAGGACCGCUUCCAGUGGUUCGCUGUCUCGCUGGCCAUCGGUUUGGUGGCAGUCGUGGUUCUCCUCUGCAUGGUGGUCAUUGCCCUGCGCCAUAUUCACAGGCAAGCGUCUGGAGAAAGGACUCGUGGCGAGGCAAUGAAUAACAUGUCGGAAUCGCAAAGAGACAACUUGAUCCCCACCUCCCAGCUGAAGAACACUAAUAAACAGGUCGGCCUUGAGGUGGACUGUGCACCUGAGAAAUCAAAUUACAUACACAAGAACUGCCACUUGGACUAUAAUUCCUCAAAGGAGUUCAAGGACAUUGUGUCUCAAGAGGACAAAAGUCAUAAAUACGAAAAGUGUUUAGAAGACAAAAUACCGUUGAGUAGAAUGUACAGGGAAAAGCCAGAGUGUAGGAUAUCAACGAUAUGUUCCCCAAGGGACUCCAUGUACCAGUCUGUGUUUGUAAUAGCAGAGGAGAGGAGUGAAUGUGUCAUAGCAACUGAGGUAUAAAUUACAGACGCAUAUCAGGAGAGGAGACAAAAACACAAUCAAAGCAAAAUCUUUUUCUGGAUUGUUUACAAAGUUCUUUAAAAACUGGAGAUUUAUUUUUAUGUCCACUGCUGCACUGAAAAACUUGAGAGACUGGAGAGAACAGAGCCCUGCUCACCAAAUGCAAUAGUUUAGUUUUUGUGUACAAAAGUCCUGGAUGAUUUCUGAACUCUUCUGCUACGGUAUGUUUUCCCCCGUGGGCUGAAAAGAAAAUGGACUUCUACAUUGCAAGAGAAAGAAAGACAAAAGAUCCCCUUCUUUGUGGUAAUCAUGGACACAUUGUCCGCCAAUGAAUCAAGCGAAGGUGCCAGGGACUUCCAAACCUUCAACCAGCAUCGCCAGCUAUGCAAGAAUGAGGAGGGCAGCACAAAUCAGAAGUUCCCCGUACAAAUCACGAGAAGACACGUUAUGAAUGUCUGAAAUGAAAAAACUGCUGACAUCAAUCAUCUGAAAAAGACUCUCUCUGCAAUAAGAUUGUGAGCAGCUAAAAAAUUCACGAAAAAGCCUUAAAAGAAUUAAGCAGAGUGCUAUGUUUGUGCCCAGUGUUUUCUUGGAUUGUUUGUGAGAAAAAGGAAAUUGAAAAUUUAAUCAACGUGAAAGCGAGAGGAAAAACAACCCACAGAACUGUGCCAGCACCAUCCUAGAGGAAGUUCAAUCGACUUUUAUGCAACGCGGCCCGUGAAUGCAAGACGAGGAAAAAAACGGACAAACAAAGUGACUGCUCACCACUGACUGCCUAUAAUUAGUUUUGAAAAUACAGAACCAAUAAUGUAAUUUUUUUUAAAGUGAUUAUUUCCAGAGUUAAUUUAAUAAUGACACACUGCUCUUUAUAUGUUUUAUACUAUUAUUUUGUAUAUAAUGCAUAUUUAUAAGAAACCAAACAUCUGAAGAAUAAAAAAUGUUAAUUCCUUCAA